Messenger RNA from Rangifer tarandus platyrhynchus (Svalbard reindeer), 1638 nucleotides. The record is from the annotation of a GenBank genome assembly. NCBI's taxonomy places the organism in Eukaryota, Metazoa, Chordata, Mammalia, Artiodactyla, Cervidae.
AUGGAACCAAAAAACCUAACGAGGGUUUCCGAAUUUCGUCUUCUGGGAUUUUCAGAGGAACCAGAAUGGCAGCCUCUCAUAUUUGGGUUUUUCCUCACCAUGUACUUGAUUAGUGUGUUCGGAAACCUGCUCAUCAUCCUGGCCGUCAGCUCAGACUCCCACCUCCACACCCCCAUGUACUUCUUCCUCUCCAACCUGUCCUUUGUAGACAUCUGCUUCACCUCCACCACCAUCCCAAAGAUGCUAUGGAAUAUUGAGACUCAGAGCAAAGUUAUAACAUUUGAAGGCUGCAUCACCCAGGUGUAUUUUUUCACACUUUUUGUAGUACUAGACAUUUUACUGCUGACUGUGAUGGCCUAUGACCGCUUCGUGGCCAUCUGUCACCCCCUGCACUACACGGUCCUCAUGAACCCCCUGCUCUGCGGACUGUUGGUGCUGGUGUCCUGGCUCAUCAGCGUCCUGCAUUCCUUGUUAGAAAGUUUAAUGGUGUUGCAUCUGGCUUUCUGCACAGUCUUAGAAAUCCCCCACUUUUUCUGUGAACUCAAUCAGAUGAUCCAACUUGCCUGUUCUGACACCUUUCUCAAUAACAUGGUGAUGUAUUUUGUAGCUCUACUGCUGGGUGGAGGUCCCCUCACUGGCAUCUUUUACUCUUAUUCUAAGAUAGUUUCCUCCAUACAAGGAAUGACAUCAGCUCAGGGGAAGUAUAAAGCAUUCUCCACCUGUGCAUCUCACCUCUCAGUUGUCUCCUUAUUUUAUUGUACGGGUUUAGGAGUGUACCUUAGCUCUGCUGUUACCCACAGCUCACACUCAAGUGCAAGAGCCUCGGUGAUGUACACUGUGGUCACACCCAUGCUGAACCCCUUCAUCUACAGCCUGAGAAAUAAAGACUUAAAGAGGGGUCUGAAAAUACUCUUUGAAAAGGUGACUGAGCCACAGGAGAUUCACUUCCUCCACAUGGAACCAGGUAACAAUACACAGUUUUCUGAAUUUUUUCUUCUGGGAUUCUCAGAGGAUCCAGAAUUGCAGCCCCUCAUCUUUGGGCUUUUCUUCUCCAUGUACCUGAUUGCUGUGUUUGGAAACCUGCUCAUUAUCCUGGUCACCAUCUCUGACUCCCACCUUCACACCCCCAUGUACUUCUUCCUCUCCAACCUGUCCUUUGUAGACAUCUGCUUCACCUCCACCACCAUCCCAAAGAUGCUUAAAAAUAUCCAGACCCAGAGCAAAGUCAUAACCUAUGAAGGCUGUAUCAUCCAGGUGUAUUUUUACAUAUUCUUUGCAGGAUUAGAUGACUUCCUCCUGACAGUGAUGGCCUACGACCGCUUUGUGGCUAUCUGCCACCCCCUGCACUACACGGUCAUCAUGCACCCCCACCUCUGUGCACUGCUGGUGCUGGUGUCCUGGAUAGUGAUUGUCUUAUUAUUUUAUUGUACUAGCCUAGGGGUGUACCUUAGCUCUGCUGCUACACACAGCUCACACUCAAGUGCAACAGCCUCCGUGAUGUACACUGUGGUCACACCCAUGCUGAACCCAUUCAUCUACAGUCUGAGGAACAAAGACAUAAAGAGGGCUCUGAAGAGAGUCUGUGGAAUAGUAGGUAUAAAAAGGCCAAAUGUCCUGGGGCAGAUGAAGUGCUCUUGA